CGCCCCCACCUCCACCGCCACGCUCCUCCCUCCGUCCGCCGGCCGCGACCCGCGACUAAAAAAUCGCCCAAAGCCUUUCUUUUUCGUGGAUCCCUUCCACGGAAUCCCGCCGCGGUAAGCAACCAAACCAGGCACAGCUAGCCCCCCUCAGUUCCAUUCCUUAAUUGCUAAUGGCGACCGGCAGCGCCAGUGCGGACUUCGCGCGGUCGCCUUGGGAUAAACUCCGAGACAAGGAAGGCAUCCGGACCCGCCGCCUUAAUAUCCUCGUCCUCCCCAGUGGCUUUGGUCCCGCGGGUUGUGUGGAUGGGCUGUCCAAGGUUAAGGGUGUUAACUUGGGAGGAUGGCUGGUGGUUGAAGGGUGGAUUAAGCCAUCACUUUUUGAUGGGAUUCCCAAUGGUGACAUGCUUGAUGGGACACAGGUGCAGCUCCGCUCAGUUGUAUUGAAUAAGUAUAUUAGUGUGGCCAAUGGGGGUGGCUCAAAUGUGACCGUGGACCGUGAUGUGGCCUCAACAUGGGAGACAUUCAGGCUUUGGAGGGUGUCAGAAAACGAGUUUCAGCUUCGAUGCCUUGGAGGUCAAUUUUUGUCAUCAGACAGUGAAGAUGGUCUGAUCUUGGCAACUGCAAAGGAACCGCUGUCGAGUGAGACUUUCUACAUCGAAAGGAAUGAUGGAAGGGUUCAUAUCAAACCUUUGAAUGGAGGCUAUGUGCAAGCAACAAACGAUCACCUGCUUAUUUCCACUUAUCAAUUCCAACCAGGAUGGGAUAAUAAUUUAGCGACAUUUGAAUUGGUGAUUGUUGCCAAUAACUUGCAUGGGGACUACCAGCUUGCCAACGGUUAUGGUUAUGAGAAGGCGAAGAUGGUCUUAGAAGAGCACAGAAGAAGUUUCAUUACAGCAGGUGACUUUGAUUUCCUAUCUCAACAUGGAAUUAAUACUGUGAGAAUUCCUGUCGGAUGGUGGAUAACACAAGAUCCUUAUCCACCUUCUCCCUUUAUUGGAGGAUCUUUGGCAGCCCUGGACCAAGCAUUCUCAUGGGCAAAAUAUUAUGGUUUGAAAUGCAUAAUCGACCUUCAUGCUGCUCCUGGUUCUCAAAAUGGAAUGGAACAUAGUGCAAGCAGGGAUGGUUCUGUGGACUGGCCCUCACCUGAAUAUAUCACGCAAACACUGGAAGUUAUUGACUUCAUGAGUACAAGGUAUGGAGGCCAUCCUUCCCUUUUGGGCAUUGAGCUUCUGAAUGAACCUUCUGCAGCUACAGUUCCUUUAGAUGUUCUAGUGUCCUACUAUAUGAGGGGCUACCAAAUUGUACGAAACCAUUCAUCAACUGCAUAUGUUAUUUUCUGCCAAAGAAUCGGGAAUGCAGACCCAAUGGAACUCUUUCAAGCUGCUGUUGGUAUUUCAAAUGUUGUAGUUGAUUUACAUUAUUACAACUUGUUCGAUCCAAACUUUGCCAGCAUGACUUCCACUCAGAAUAUUGACUUUAUUUACAAGAUGAGAGCACCACAAUUACAAUAUCUGAAGAGCUCAAAUGGGCCUCUUGUCUUCGUCGGUGAAUGGGUUAAUGAAUGGGACGUGCAAAAUGCAUCUCAGAGUGAAUAUCAGAUGUUCGGCAGAGCACAGUUGGAUGUUUAUGAGAAUGCCUCCUUUGGUUGGUCAUAUUGGACACUGAAAAAUGACAGGAUGCAUUGGGACUUCGAGUGGAAUAUUCAGAAUAAAUACCUUUUAUUCAGUGGUUCAUCAUUGCUGAAGACGCCAGGCUUCCUACUCCUGCUAGCACUAGGAUGGGGAACUUACACGAUCAUCAUACCAAGAUAACCUGGAAGGUCCCACAGGACGUGUCGCACGUCCCCUCCCCAUGCAUUCUCUCAUUGGCUGGCAAAAUAUCCAUGUGGUCAGCGUGCCGGAAGAUUUUUUUCGUCUUGUCAAGUACACUUUGGACGGUGUCAUUGUGUUUGGAUGCUCGAAUUUCUAGCGUGGUUCAGUAGAUAUAUAUAAUUUUAGGGAGAAAUAUGUUGGGAGAAACAUGUUUACUUGCUCUUUUCUACUAUUUUAGUUUGAUCCGAUAGAUGUAAAUAUAUGAUUUUAUCCUAGCUCAGGAGUUUAGCUUAUUUAAGCUUUAUUCUGUAGUCUGGCUUGAUAGAUGUA
Phragmites australis (common reed) is the source of this 2141-nucleotide messenger RNA. Its product is annotated as probable glucan 1,3-beta-glucosidase A. Gene Ontology annotation, biological process: cell migration; actin filament bundle assembly; establishment or maintenance of cell polarity. NCBI's taxonomy places the organism in Eukaryota, Viridiplantae, Streptophyta, Magnoliopsida, Poales, Poaceae. Gene Ontology annotation, cellular component: actin cytoskeleton; cytoplasm. The record is from RefSeq and is a predicted model, not a curated record. Gene Ontology annotation, molecular function: actin filament binding; hydrolase activity, hydrolyzing O-glycosyl compounds. Bases 171 to 1811 code for a protein of 546 amino acids. The transcript has 10 exons.